AUGGCGCGAUACGGUCAGAGACCGGAGAAUGCCCUCAAACGGGCCAAUGAGUUUAUGGAUUUGGAGAAGCCUGCAAGAGCUUUAGAUACCUUGCAAGAAGUUUUCCGUAACAAAAAAUGGGCUUACAACUGGUCAGAAUCAGUGCUAGAACCAAUCAUGUUCAAGUAUUUGGAACUAUGUGUGGACUUGCGCAAGUCCCAUAUCGCAAAGGAGGGCUUGUUCCAAUACAGGAAUAUGUUCCAAUCUGUGAAUGUAGGUUCACUGGAGCAAGUUAUCAGAGGCUACCUACGCAUGGCUGAAGAGCGCACAGAAGCUGCUCGUGCACAAUCUACACAGGCAGUCAUUGACACUGAUGAUUUAGACAAUCUGGCUACCCCAGAAAGUAUAUUGCUUAGCGCCGUGUCUGGGGAAGAUGCCCAAGAUCGUUCUGAUAGAACUAUUCUUACGCCAUGGGUAAAAUUUUUGUGGGAAUCAUACUGCCAAUGCUUGGAGCUACUGCGUACAAACGCACAUGUUGAGACUCUGUACCAUGACAUAGCGCGAAUGGCCUUCCAGUUCUGUCUAAAGUACUCCCGCAAAACGGAGUUCCGAAAGCUAUGUGACAAGCUCAGGAAGCAUCUUGAAGAUAUUUGCAAACCUACGGUGCAAACUGGCAAUGUGAGCAUCUCCAAGCCUGAGACGCAGCAACUGAACUUGGAGACCAGGUUGUUCCAACUCGACAGUGCUAUACAGAUGGAGUUGUGGCAGGAAGCCUACAAAGCGAUUGAAGACAUUCACAACCUGAUGAAUAUGUCUAAGAAAACUCCUGUUGCUAAAACAAUGGCGAACUAUUACGGCAAGUUGGCUCUAGUCUUCUGGAAAGCUGGUCACUGCCUAUUCCAUGCCGCUGCACUGUUGAAACUCUUCCAGCUGUCUAGAGAGAUGAAGAAAAAUAUUACGCAGGAGGAACUGCAAAAAAUGGCGUGUCGCGUUUUGGUCGCGGUAUUGUCCGUACCAUUGCCAUCUUUGCACCCGGAAUUCGAUCGUUUUGUCGAGACUGAUAAGAGCCCAGUUGAGAAAGCCCAACGUUUAGCCGUUCUUCUUGGUUUAGCACAACCUCCGACUAGGGCAAGCUUGUUGAAAGAUGUUGUGCGCUUAAACGUCGUCGCUCUGGCAACUCCGCAGCUGCAGCAAUUGUACUCAUGGCUGGAAGUUGAGUUUGACCCACUAACACUCUGCAACAAUGUAAAGAGUGUUAUCAAGUCUCUCGAGGAAGAGCCUAAUUCACCGCUAGCUCAGUAUACAAUAGCGCUAAAUGACGUUGCUCUCGUACGUCUAAUCCGCCAGGUAGCACAAUGCUACGCUUGCAUUCAAUUCUCAAGAUUACUGGAGCUGGCCUCAACGGACGAUCUGUUCCACCUGGAGCGAUUGCUGGUGGAUUGCGUCAGACACAAUGAUAUGCAAAUAAGAGUUGAUCAUGCCAAUAAAUGCGUGCACUUCGGCGUAGAGGCCGGUGGCGGUGAGUGGUGCUCUACAGCUGAUGAAGCUUGCGGCGGUGCUAUACUUCAGGCCACUCCUGCUGAACAGGUGCGCGAGCAAUUGGUCCGCGCGGCCGAGGUGCUGUCGCGCUGCGCCGCCACGCUGUUCCCGGCGCGGCGGCGUGCGGAGCGCGAGCGCUCGCGCCACGCCAUGGUGCAGCACUACCACGAGCACAAGCACGCCGAGCACCACCGCGUGCUGCAGCGCCACAAGAUCAUCGAGGAGCGCAAAGAGUACAUCGAGCGGCUCAACACCGUGCGCGAGGAGGAGGAACUUAGGCGGCAAGAGGAAGUGUCCCGCGCGGCGGCGGCGGCGGAGGCGCGGCGCCUGGAGGCCGAGCGCGAGGAGCGCGAGCGGCGCCGCCAGGAGUCGGAGCUGGCCGCCAUGCGCGAGCGACACCUGCGGGAGAGGCUCGCGCACGUCAGCCAGACUGCGCACGGACAGAAGAUGCUGCAGAAGCUCGACGAGGAGGCUCUCAAAAAGAUGGAUGCCGAAGCUAUCAAUCAGCGUGAGGCUGAAGUCUUGAUGAAAGAACGACGAGAUCUGCAGGCGAAACUCAAAAAUCAGGAGAAAAAGGUUGAUUACUUCGAGCGUGCUAAACGCUUGGAAGAGAUUCCGUUAUUGCAGAAGAGCUUAGAAGAGAAGCAGGUGCAAGAUAAGGCUUUCUGGGAAGCACAGGAGAAGGAACGAAUUCAACAGCUCAUCGAGGCGCGCGCUCGCGACGUGGAGACGGUGGCGCGGCUGGGCCGCAUGGCGCCGCACGUGGAGCAGUUCACCGAGAAGCUGCGCAGCGAGCGAGGCGCCGCGCACUCGCAGCGCCUCGCCGCCUUCCGCGACAAGCUCAGCGCCGAGCGCGACAAGCGCCUGCUCGAGCGCCGCCAGCAGCGCAUCGACAAGCGGCGCCAGGAGUGGUUAGCAGAGAAACAACGCUCCGAGGAACGCGCGGCAGAGGAAGCUAGACGUAUUCAGGAGGAGGAGGAAAGGAAAGAGCGCGAGGAACGCGAAAGGAAGCACCAAGAAGAAAUGGCAGCAGAACGUGAACGUAAAGAAAAAGAAGAAAGAGAGCAUCAAGAGAUGUUGGCACGGGCGGAAGCUAAGAUCCGCGCUAAGGAGGCAGAGAUCCAGCGCAAGCUGGAGCAGGAGCAGAAGUCGCACACGUCCAGCUGGCGCCGCGGGGAGCCCACCGACCGCGCGCCGCGGGACGACGCCUGGCGCUCCAAGAACGAGCCCAAGGACGACAAGAAGGGCGAUGUCUGGAAAGCAGCCGGUCCCCGUGGGCGUGAUCCUCCGCGUGACGAACGUUCCCGUACGCCUGAUCGUCGCGGCCUCAGAGACGAUCGUCCGGCGUUGAGAGACGACAGACCUCCGGCACGGGAUGAGAGGCCACCGCUCAGAGAUGACAGGCGUGAUGAGCGCUCUCGUGAUGAUCGAAUCGAACGGCCUCGUGAUGAUCGCGCCCGUGACGAUCGCGCUCGGGAUGAUCGUGCUCCUCCGAGGGACGAUGGUGGUUGGCGAUCUUCGAACAGGGAGCCGGAAAAAGACCGUGGAGAUCGUGACAGAGAGAGACCACGUUAUGGCGGCCGUUCCAGCGGUCCAGAAGGUGGCAGCUGGCGUCGCGGGCCCGCUGACCCACCACCUUCAGCUGAACGAUCAUCUACUUGGCGCUCUAAAGAUGGACCUCCACGCGACCGCGAUCGCGAUGGCGGUGGUUUCCGUGAGCGUUAUCCACCUAGAAGAGAUGAUCGUGACGGACCGCGCCGCGACGAUCGCGAUGGCCCGAGGCGAGAUGAUCGCGAUGGGCCGAAGCGUGAUGAUCGCGACGGACCGAGGCGUGACGACCGUGACCGUGAUGGACCGAGGCGCGAUGACCGCGACCGUCGGCCUCCGCCUCGCCGCGAGGAAAAACAGCGCGACCCAGAUGAUGACUGGCAGGCGGUGACCAGGCGAUAA
Molecule: messenger RNA, 3468 nt
Organism: Arctia plantaginis
Lineage: Eukaryota; Metazoa; Arthropoda; Insecta; Lepidoptera; Erebidae
Source: the annotation of a GenBank genome assembly